GUCUACAAGAUGUAACGCAAUAUACCCAUAUUAAAUCCACAUCUUGGAUGGUCGCUUGCUCAUAUGCGAUUUGCAUGAUAUGGAUAUCCUGCCGUUGGUCAAAAGGGGCUCUUAACAAAUUGCUUGCGGCUUCCUUGAUCAUCAAUAUGACGGCCAUUUUGGCCGGCGUUAGCACUAGGCCCAUUCGUGGAUAAUACCUAUCUCCUAGAAUCAGGUAUGUUACCACGUAUUCGAUUUCUCAGCAAAUGAAACCAUCGCCGAUGGAGGCAUUGGCUUGAUUUAUGCAGCCUUGCUUUGUAAUAUUAGUUCAAAGAUACUUGCUCGGCAGUACUUCAUGAGUAUAUAUAGAGGAGCAGUUGUCGCACUCUAUGGUAAAAGUGUUCUGAGCCCAGAUCACCCUCGAUUAAUACCCGUGCGAUCUUCACUUUCACUCAUCAUCACUCGUCAUCACCGAGAUUCGUACAAAAUGUCUGCUAGCACAGCUCUACCACCGGCCCCUCCGGCCAAGUCCCCUCUAGGCCGCUACCGUCUCCUUUCCCCUACCGCAUCAGUCCGCGUCAGCCCCCUAUGCCUAGGUGCGAUGAAUUUCGGAGACGCUUGGAAAGACUACAUGGGCGAGUGCGACGAGAAAACCACCGAGGAAAUCCUCGACUACUUCUACGACCAGGGGGGCAACUUCAUCGACACGUCGAACAACUACCAGUUCGAGGAGUCGGAGAAGCGCCUCGGCGCCUGGAUGAAGCGGCGCGGCAACCGCGACGAGAUCGUCCUCGCCACCAAGUUCACCACCAACUUCCGCUCCGGCACCCGCCGCGACGACGGCGAGAUCAUGAUCAACUUCACCGGGAACGGCUCCAAGAGCCUGCACACCUCCGUCCACGCCAGCUUGGAGAAGCUGCAGACUAGUUAUAUCGACUUGCUAUACGUGCACUGGUGGGACUUCUCCACCAGCAUCCCCGAGCUGAUGCAAUCCCUCAACCACCUCGUAGCCGCCGGCAAGGUGCUAUACCUCGGCAUCAGCGACACGCCGGCGUGGGUGGUCAGCAAAGCGAACGAGUACGCGCGGCAGAACGGGCUGCGGCCGUUCAGCGUGUACCAGGGGCGAUGGAACGCGGGGUCGCGGGACCUCGAGCGGGACAUCAUCCCGAUGUGCCGGGCGGAGGGCAUGGGGAUCGCGCCGUGGGGCGUGCUGGGCAGCGGGAAGUUCAAGACGGAGGAGCAGCGGAAGAAGGGCGCGGCCGCGGGGCGCAAGAACGAGGCCACCGAGAACGACGUCAAGGUCAGCCGGGUGCUCGAGACGAUCGCGGACCGCAAGGGCACGCUCGUCACGAGCAUCGCCCAGGCCUACGUCUUCAGCAAGGUGCCGUACGUGUUCCCCAUCGUCGGCGGCCGCACGGUCGAGCAUCUCAAGGGCAACAUCGAGGCGCUGAAGAUCAAGCUGUCCGCGGAGGAUAUCAAGGAGAUCGAGUCGGCGAUCCCGUUCGACAUCGGGUUCCCGAAUAACUUCUUCUACGGGUCGGAAAUCCCCGAAAUCCCUGCCCAGAUGUGGACGUUGGAACUUGGUGGUACUAUAGAUCAUGUGCCGGAGCCGAAACCUCUCGGCAGAGAGUAAACUCUUACUAUUUUAACUUUUCUAUGAUCUAAUCAUCUUGUACAGCUUAUAAUUGCGAUAGUUAUAAAUCAUUCGUGUUCGUUUAUGAAGCAGUUGCGCACAUAAUAAAAAAGGGGGCGAGGUUGAUCAAGCACCUAACCUAACCUAACCUACGUAAUUCGCAGAA
Messenger RNA from Daldinia caldariorum, 1778 nucleotides. RefSeq names its product Aldo/keto reductase. NCBI's taxonomy places the organism in Eukaryota, Fungi, Ascomycota, Sordariomycetes, Xylariales, Hypoxylaceae. The record is from RefSeq and is a predicted model, not a curated record. The transcript has 3 exons. Bases 335 to 1612 code for a protein of 425 amino acids.